Gigantopelta aegis is the source of this 1038-nucleotide messenger RNA. RefSeq lists its product as uncharacterized. Bases 1 to 1038 code for a protein of 345 amino acids. Gene Ontology annotation, molecular function: nucleic acid binding. The transcript has a single exon. Gene Ontology annotation, biological process: DNA integration. The record is from RefSeq and is a predicted model, not a curated record. Lineage: Eukaryota; Metazoa; Mollusca; Gastropoda; Neomphalida; Peltospiridae.
AUGGCUACUGACGAGAAACAGUCAGUGAAGGGAGAUGAUAGGAAAACUUUAGAACAGUAUUAUUUUAACCCUCGUAUGCCUGGAUCAUUUUAUGGUCCUUCUAAAUUUCAAAAGUCGUUGAAGAGGCGAAGUUUAUCCAACUUUAAACUCGACAAAGUGAAAAACUUUCUAAAUGAUCACGAGGCCUAUAGUCUUCAUAAACCAGUAAGACAACGAUUUCGUCGUCUUAAAGUGAGAGUUAACACUGUAGAUGAACAAUUUGAUUUAGAUUUAGCCGACGUGUCUCGUUACAGCAAAUGGAACGAUGGUAUGCGUUAUCUGCUCGUCGCUAAUGAUAUUUUGUCUAGAUAUGCAUGGGUUGUUCCUUUAAGAAAUAAAAAACCAGAGACGGUCUUAGAAGGUUUUAAAUCCAUGUUAAAAGAUGGACUUGUUCCCAAAAAGGUACGAGUAGAUAAAGGUGGUGAAUUUAGAGGUGUUUUUAGAACUUAUGCCGAAAAGAUGAAGAUUAAAUUAAUUGUAACACAAAACGAGAACAUUAAAGCGAAUUACGUUGAAAGACUCGAUAGAACUCUCAAAUCACUUUUGACGAGGUUCAUGACACACAAUAACACCAAGCGGUAUCUCGAGGUGUUGCAAGACUUAAUCUAUAAUUACAACCAUACCAUUCAUGCGAGUUUAGGUAAAUGGGCUCCAGCGGAAGUGAAUCAUGAUAACCAGAUCAAAGUUUGGCGCCAUCUGUACUUAGAACCUAUUAUAGCACGAGUACAGGCAAACACACCAUUACAAAAGUUUGUAUUUAACGUGGACGAUCUGGUUAGAAUAUCAUACCUCAGGAAACCGUUCACUAAAGAACUAGAUCUUCGAUGGACCGAGGAAUUGUUUAAAAUAGUCUCGCGCAUACGCCGACAGGGCAUACCUAUUUAUCGAGUGAAAGACUUUCACGACGAAUUGAUUGAAGGUAGUUUCUAUACAAGUGAACUGCAGAGAGUCAAGAAAGAUCAAGACGUGUUGUGGAAGGUCGAAACAAUACUGAAGUAG